UAUGUGCACGUGACAUUUAUACGUUUUUCAUUUUCUGUAUUCACUAGAUUGAGGAGCUAUGAUGUGUGCUGCAUGAAAAAAUACACCCAAAUUUGUGAUCUUUUGAUCUACAUGUGUGUAUAAAUAACUGCCUUCCAUUUGGGAUUUGUGUGAAGCUGGCAUAGGAGGGCUUUUCCAAGUCCAGUUGAAAUAUAUAAACCCCAAAUUCAGUAAGUAUUACAGGGAAAACAUGGCUCCUAGAGAGCAGAGCCUAUGCUGCUGCAGCACUAAACAGGGCAGUAACUGUGGUUUCCAGGUGCUGGAUUCCCAACUCCCUUCAUUCUUGACCACUGGCUAUGUUGACAGGCUGAUGGGAGUUGUAGUCCAACAACAUCUGGAGGGCACCACAUUGACUAGCCCUGGUAUGGAAGAAGAACUCUUUUGCUACCAUAAUUCCUGCCUCUCAUAACCAAAAUGGGUGGGGUGAGGGAGGCUUGGUCAGAGAACUUGAAGCUAUUGUUUUCAGCAUCUUCUAGCCAAUAAUGUUGUGCUGGGUGGUUGUUUAUGCAGUCAGUGACUCAGGCCAGUGACUUUCCAAAUCAUGACGCCACACGCACACCACUGGGAACUAUGUCGGUAAACACAGCCUUCCCCAGAGAUUGCAGCCUCAUUCGUUUGGCUGAGUGGUUGCAGCUAAGGCAGGAGUAGCACACACUUGUUUCUGACUGAUCUCUAAAUGAUCCAGACCAGCUGGAUUCUUUCACGUGCCACACUGGGUCCAUUUUGUAUACCAACCAGUGGUUUUGUCAUAAAUUCAGUGGAAGCUAGUCCUUUUGGGUGCAACCUCAGCAACCUCAGUCUGUCCUUAGCCUACCUGCCUACUUACACCCAGCCCAGGGAGGGUAGGAAUAGCUGUCAGCUUCCUCUUCUUUAGCAUCAGUGUUGCUCAGCAGGAAUGAAUGUGGGAGCAAAACUAGAUUCAAUUAGCUCCACCUAACAUUGACUCUAGCUCCACCUACUGUUGGGCUCCCAGCCUUCUGCCCUACCAGUCUCAAUGAGCAUUAGCCACCACUGCAUAUAGAGGUGUUCACUUUAACCACACAUUUUUCAACAUAGUGGUAUAGUGACUGCAGUGCCAGACCUAGGAUUGGGAAAACCCAGGCUGAGAACACAUUGAAUUCAGUUGCCAGUCAGUUUAGAGUGUGCCAAGUAACAUGGCCAACAGCCUGACUUGGAGUACGGCUAUGUUUGUACAUGGGGAGCAGGUGAAAGAAGGUAAGGCCAUUCGCUGGGGGUGUUGGCUACCUUCCAAGUCUCUCUGUAGGAAGCUGUCUAGUGUUUAGCUUCCCACAUAUUUUCAGCUCCCCACAUUUCUCUCUCUCCCUGCCCCCUUUGCCCUGUUCACUUUGCAGAGCUCUGGGUGCUGUCAGUUGCAUCAGGAAAUGGUUGUGGGAGGAAAUAGCUUACAGAGCUUUGUGGGGAACUAGAGUCACAGGAGUACUGAGAAGGGGCCCAGUCAUAGACGCAGCUCCGUGUUUCUCAUUAUUCAGAUGUGAAGUCAAGGGUGCAGUAGCAACUAACCUGAGAUAAGGGUGCUGUUCUCGGACAGAAGGAUGUCGGACCUCACUCUUUCCAAAGAGCUCCCUGAUGUGAGCCAAGCUGCGGCUGACUUGCCAGAUGCCUUUGAUUUAUCCCUGAAUGAUGAUGCCAGCUCUCUGGGCUCCGACUCCGAGCUGAAUGGGAUGCCUCCAUAUCGCCAAGCUGAUCGCUAUGGCUUCAUCGGGGGCAGUAGCCUCCAGAAUGGCCUAGGGCAGCCCACAGUUGAGCUCAUCCGGCACCGUGAGACCAAGUGGCUGGAGAUGACAAGUCAUUGGGAGAAAACCAUGGCCCGGCGUUACAGAAAGGUGAAGCUGCUAUGCCGGAAGGGGAUCCCUUCAUCUUUACGUGUCCGCUGCUGGCCUCUGCUGUGUGGAGGACAAGCCAAAAUGAUGAGGAACCCCGGAAAGUACCAGGAGCUGCAGGAGAUACCUGGUGAUCCUCAAUGGGUGGAGACCAUCAGAAAGGACAUUCAUCGCCAGUUCCCUUUCCAUGAGAUGUUUCUGUCCCCUGAAGGGCCUGGGCAGCAAGGACUCCUGCAGCUACUAAAAGCCUACACUGUAUAUCGGCCCCAGGAGGGUUACUGUCAGGCCCAGGGACCUCUGGGUGCUCUGCUGCUCAUGCACAUGCCUGCAGAGCAAGCCUUCUGGUGCCUGGUGCAGAUCUGCGACUGCUACCUGCCUGGCUACUACAGCCCCAAGAUGGAAGCGCUGUUGCUGGACAGCGAAGUGUUUGUUGCCCUUCUGCGCCGGGUGUGCCCCAAGGCGCUUAAGCACUUGCAGAAGCAUGGCGUGGGCCCUCUGCUCUACAUGCCAGAGUGGUUUCUGUGCCUCUUUACCCGCAGCCUGCCCUUUCCCACAGUGCUGAGGGUGUGGGAUGCCUUUCUCAGUGAGGGGAUCAAGGUGCUGUUUCGUGUGGGGAUGCUGUUGAUCCGCUUAGCCCUGGGCUCCUCAGAGAAACUACGUGACUGCGCAGGGGUGGUGGAGACCCUGGAGAAGCUGCGCAGUAUCCCAGCUCACCUCCUGCAAGAAGACACAUUCAUGGCUGAGGUACAUGACGUGCCCAUCUCAGACCGUGAUCUGGAACGUGAAUGCAGAGCCCAACUGAAGAAGCUGCGCGCAUCUCGGCCUGACUUCCAGUACAGCCCAGAACUUCGGUUGUCUGGCUCAAAGGCCAUCUUUGAUGCACAGCAGCUGGAGUAUGCACGGAACGACGAGGAGGAUCCUGGAAGCCGCACCCAUACAUUUACCAUCCCCCAGAUCACAGUUGAUCCUCCUCCUCCAUCCCCCAAUGAGAAGAAGAAGCUGGAGAAGGCCUCUGAAGCACCAGGCCAGAAGAAAAUGAAGACGAGAAAGAAGCCGGACACACGAGGGAAGACCUUUCACUUCAUGCCACGUCCCACCAGCAGAACAGAGGGAAGGCUGGAGCCAGACGUUGUAGGAAGGAAGUCUUCCUUCUAUGUAGAUACAUGAUUCUGAACGUGGUUCUGAAGAGGUUCUGAACAGAGCUAGGCCUCUGCAGAGGAAACAAAAUUCAAGCCUCUAUCACGGCCCUGGUUUCAUUGUGCAUGUGAUCAUCUGUAGCACAUGAUGCCUUGAAGCCUGUGCUCAGUUUUUAAAAAGAAAGACUCAAAACUUCCUCAUUCAGGAGCCCUGCUCCUUAAGCCCUGAUGUGUGGCAGUGCAUGGAGGGAGAUUCCAUUCUUCCUACCCUUGGCGGCAAACGUUUUACCUACAGAUUUAGGAGGUGGGUAUUAUUUGGCUAAAAGGGGUAGGGGUUAGGGUAAUGUGGAUUUCAUUGAGGGGGGCCCCUCUACCUUUCUCCUGGACUUAUGGAAACUGGCACUCACCAUAUAGCUAAUGAUAAAUCUAUGCCAGGUGAGAGAACGGCACCUCAUCAGUUCAGACCUCAAAAUGAUUGCAAAGCCACUAUGUGACAAGAGGGUGUUAAAAGUCAAUGGAAAACAGCAGCUGGGAAAACCAGGACUGCUGGAAACAAGAGCCAGGAAUGCCAGCUAUGGAAAUGGUUUGGGACAAUCAUCAUCUGCAUUCUCAGGAACUGAGUGAGCAAAUGGUGUUACUAUCAGAGAAAAGGCCUGGUGUGCAAAUGCAUAUACACACACAUGUGUCAUUCAGACUCAUGCAGCCAGGUGGCCCCUGUUGCCAGUCAAGAGAAGAAGAGGAAGGUGGCAGUGUUAUAACUAAAAUAACACACACUAUGUUUCCCCCAAUCCUUAGUUUCUCAUACUAAUAAGAUACACAUCACUGCACACAAGGAUUUCCCCACUCAAGCAGCAGGCAUAAGAGCUAGCGGGGAGGGGAGGUUCUGGAAAACAGUGUCAAGUUUUAUCAAGGCUAGCUCGCAUCCAGAAUGUAGCUUUAAUAGAGUAUCUCAUUUUAUUUUUAAAAAGAUGUAGCCCCCAACAGCAUGGGGGAAAUUCUUUUAGUUCCUCCUGUGAGCAGUAGUACACACAUGCCUGAAUAAUGACACCACAGGGGAGAAACUUGCCAUGGCCUGGGCGAUUCCAUCACCCCACCCGCACCCCAGAUAAAUGUUAUCGUCCUUGCUAGUGGUAACUAGUUUAGUCCCUUGUCAGAUUAUGUGGAGAGAGACAGCAGAGCACCUGCAGGGAUGUCUUCUCAGCUAAUCCCCUCCUCAACCUGGCCUGACACCUGCACCUGUUCGGCUCCCCCCAGCAUUAGUGCUCAAACAGGAUUAAGUCCACCCUGCAAAUUGCACAAGGUUUGGAAGUCUCUCCCUAUGACAAGGCAUAGGCCUGAGAGUAGAUGAAUAUACUGAGUGAGCCACAGUUGUGAUCCGGUCCCAGGCCAUUAUGAGGCAAGGCUACAACACUGAUGUCUUUUUGACAUUUCAAGUCAAAACGGAAGCUGGCCAGCUUGUGCGAGUCUAUACUUUUAAAAAAGAUAUAUGAGUCCUCCUAACUCCUAGCUUUGGUCAAGCUAUGGGGUGGGGCCAAUUUGUAUUUCUUGGUUUUCAGUCUGUCUCCCGUGUAGCGGUGGCAGGCUGUAAGCCUUCCAGCCAGGCCUCUGCCGUUGCGCACACAUGCGUUUGCGCAAGGGUCCUUCCGAGUUACCCUAGUCACUCCCUGAAUCUUAAGAAAAUGAGGGAGGCGGGGGCACAUUUAUUUGGCCUGCACCAGAACCAGGGACAACCCCCAAACCAACUAGGGGACAGCUUGUCAUAGUUUUUAGCACCUCUGUGGGUCCUGAAUGCAGCUGUUGUCAAAGCAACAUCUGUUCAGGGCUGCUCAGAGUCACCUGGCAACUUACUGUAACAAUUUCGUGGUGGGUGCCAGCACCUAUUUUUAUUGAAAAAAGCACUGAGCAAGACCUUUUGGGGUUUUAAUGCUGUGAGCCCCUCCAUCUUAGGCUGAGGUUGUAUAGAUGUGUAAAUAAACCAUACUAUAUAUCAUUGAGA
Podarcis raffonei (Aeolian wall lizard) is the source of this 5012-nucleotide messenger RNA. RefSeq names its product TBC1 domain family member 10C (gene TBC1D10C). NCBI's taxonomy places the organism in Eukaryota, Metazoa, Chordata, Lepidosauria, Squamata, Lacertidae. The coding region runs from base 1593 to 3047 and encodes 484 amino acids. The record is from RefSeq and is a predicted model, not a curated record. The transcript has 9 exons.